CUUUUAUGUCGAUCACCUACGUCGAUCACCUGUGUCCCAGGUCAUUAGAGUGGGACAACAGAGAGCGCACAGGUUGAAGGUGAAAGGGAAAUGAUUUAAUAGGAACCUGAGAGGUAACACGCAGGCGGUAGUGGGUGCAUGGACAGAGCUGCCAGAGGAAGUGAUUGAGGCAGGUGCAACAAAAGCAACAUUUAAAAGACAUCUGGACAGAUAAAUGAAUAGUAAAGCUUUGCAGGGAUAUGGACAGAGUGCAGGAACGGGAACUGGUGUAGAGGGAGCAUAUUGGUCGGGUUGGGUGUCGUGCUGAAGGGCCUUCUGCUAUGCAGUGUGACACAGAGUCUGUUGGAGUGGGAGUCGAGGUUUGUGGAAGAGUCAGGUUUUGCUGGGUGGUCUUGCUCUCGAGUGGCUGUGCAGCAUCCUCCUGUCACCUGCACUGUGAGGAGCGGAGAGCGACCUGCUGGCUACCCUGCUGAAUAUCACAUGCAAUCCUGCAGCAGAUUUAACCUCAUCCCCCCUCUGUUGCAGGUCCGGUGCCCGUCCGCUUGGUGAAUGGGAACAACAUGUGCUCCGGGAGAGUGGAGGUCUAUCAUAAUUCCACCUGGGUUACCGCCUGCGACAGGAGCUGGGAUAUCAAUGCGGGGAAUGUGGUCUGCAGGGUGUUGAACUGUGGGACGGCCCGUUUAGUAACAACUGCUGUCUCCUACGGAGAGGCCACUGGGAACAUCUGGCUGGAUGAAGUGACGUGUAACGGGACAGAGCCUGCCCUCGACCAGUGUCCUGCCGGGCCAUGGAGGGUGAAUAACUGCACACACGGAGAGUACGCUGAAGUCUCCUGCUCAGGUCCGGUGCCCGUCCGUCUAGUGAAUGGGAACAACAUGUGCUCCGGGAGAGUGGAGGUCUAUCAUAACUCCACCUGGGUCACCGUCUGCGGCAGGAGUUGGGAUAUCAAUGAGGGGAACGUGGUCUGCAGGGUGUUGAACUGUGGGACAGCCCGGAUAGUAACAGCAGCUGUCUCUGAUGGAGAGGCCACUGGGAACAUCUGGCUAAAUGAAGUGACGUGUAACGGGACAGAGCCUGCCCUCGACCAAUGUCCUGCCAGCCCAUGGAGGGUGAAUAACUGCACACACGGAGAGUACGCUGAAGUAUCCUGCUCAGGUGAGUGUGGGUGGGGAUGCUCCCUCCUUGAUGAGUGGGUUUCAUUGCUCGGGUCAAGAAUUUUACAUUGAAACCGAAAGUGAUGUUAUCCAUAAAUAAAGACAACAUGAAAAUGAGAUGAAGUUGUGGGCAGUGAGGGAGGUUGUGAAUGGAUGCAGCGGGAUAUAGAUUAGUUGGGUAUUAGAGCAGAGAAAUGAUGAUGGAGCUUAAAUGUACAAGAACGAAGUGAUGCAUUGCAAGAGACCAAAUGCACUUGGGAAGUACACAGUAAAUGGCUGGAACCUCAGGAGCAUUGAUAUACAGGGAUAGCGUAGG
This is a messenger RNA of Leucoraja erinaceus (little skate), 1470 nucleotides long. RefSeq names its product CD5 antigen-like. Gene Ontology annotation, cellular component: membrane. The transcript is spliced from 2 exons. Bases 561 to 1226 code for a protein of 221 amino acids. NCBI's taxonomy places the organism in Eukaryota, Metazoa, Chordata, Chondrichthyes, Rajiformes, Rajidae. The record is from RefSeq and is a predicted model, not a curated record.